Molecule: messenger RNA, 642 nt
Organism: Saccharomyces cerevisiae S288C
Lineage: Eukaryota; Fungi; Ascomycota; Saccharomycetes; Saccharomycetales; Saccharomycetaceae
Gene: SFM1
Product: protein-arginine N-methyltransferase SFM1
Exons: 1
Coding region: 1-642 (213 amino acids)
Cellular component (GO): cytoplasm
Molecular function (GO): methyltransferase activity
Source: RefSeq, marked reviewed
AUGAAGUACAUUAUUGAGCAUAUGGAGGAAGGGUUUAGUGAAUGGGUCAUUUUAGAGUAUAGCCAAAUCCUGAGAGAAGUAGGAGCUGAAAACUUGAUUUUAUCAUCGUUACCAGAGAGUACCACGGAAAAGGACAUCCCUCAAAGGCUACUAAAACUUGGUUUAAGAUGGACUACAAAGGAUUUGAAGGGCAUUAACGAAGAUUUCAAGGAUUUGGAACUGUUAAAAGAUGGCAGAGUCUGUCUAUUGGACCCUAGGGCUACAAUCGAUUUACAGCCGGAGGAUGCUACGAAAUUCGACUAUUUCGUAUUUGGUGGCAUAUUGGGUGAUCAUCCUCCAAGAGAUCGUACCAAAGAACUAAAGACUGCCUAUCCGAAUCUUUUAAUUAGCAGAAGACUAGGUGAUAAACAAAUGACUACGGAUACUGCCAUAAGAACAACACAGUUGAUUAUCAAAGACAGGAUUGCAUUUGAAGACAUCAAGUUCAUUGACUACCCUGAAUUUAGGUUCAAUAAAAAUGAGGCCACGGAAAUGCCAUUUAGAUACGUUUUAGAUAAAGAAGGUAAACCUAUUUUGCCUGAAGGGAUGUUGGAUUUGAUCAAGAAGGAUUCUGCUCAAAGUUUGGACGAUCUGUUGAUGUAG